This is a messenger RNA of Notolabrus celidotus (New Zealand spotty), 836 nucleotides long. Its product is annotated as apolipoprotein A-I-like. NCBI's taxonomy places the organism in Eukaryota, Metazoa, Chordata, Actinopteri, Labriformes, Labridae. The coding region runs from base 77 to 622 and encodes 181 amino acids. The record is from RefSeq and is a predicted model, not a curated record. The transcript is spliced from 3 exons.
UAUAUAAGCUGCAGAAUUGCACCACCUGAACACAAGCGCUGCCAAGUGGACUUGUGAGAUACUCUACCUUAGAGCCAUGAAGGUCCUUGUCGUUCUUGUCCUUGCUGCUUUCACUGGCUGUAAUGCCAGCCUCCUCUAUGCUGAUCAACCCAAGACAAAGCUGGACGAGCUGACUGAUACAUUCUGGGAUUAUGUCAAUGUAGCCAAACAGACGACUGAUGAGACUGUUGAAAAGUUCCAGCAGACUGAGUUUGGACAGGAUCUGAGUGCCCGUCUAGAAGAGGGUGCCAAAGUGGCCAGCACGUAUGGUGAAGCAUUCUGGACGCAGGUCCCUAAAAAUGUGAGGGAAACAAUCGAAGUGUAUGUCAUUAUGAUGCCUUACGGGCUUGCAUUGACAGCAGAACGCAAGAUGACUACCUUCAAGAAAAAGCUUGAUCCCAUUGUUGAUAGGAUGGCUCCUCUGGCAGAGAAGAUUUCAAGCGACUUGACGCUGAGAGCCCAGCAGGUGAAAGAUACGACUGCUCCAUACGUUGAAAAGCUGAAGGAAAAGCUGGACCCCUUGGCCCAGGACAUCAAGGCUCGUUUUCAAACCCUCUACGACUCCUUCGUUAACACCAAUUAAGCUUCACUCCACCUGACGCAGAAAUGAAACAAAGUGCAUCAAAUGAAACAGUAUUUUCUGAUCUCAAGACCUAUUCAUGUGUAAGUGUACAACAUCACCAGCUUUCCUGUAACAACUGUGGAACACAGCUUUGGACAUAUGUCAAAUAUUAAAAAGAUGAUGAAUAUGUUGAGUGUUGGUCUGUGACCACACACUGAGUUCUCACCCUAUAUCA